AUGGACUACCCUGAAUGUGAUAGAUUAACAUUUUGUGGAGUUUUAGUUGGUUUUCUGGAAUUAGCAUUUGCUUAUUGUCUUCUAUGUGUAUCAGCUUUCGUCUUCAUUGCAUCCAAGUUCUUAGUCUAUAUGCCUUGUCCCUGUUCUGGAAUUUUUGUGUACCAAAACAAUGAGCUCUGCAUCCAGAAGUUUCUCUUCGAUUGGCCAUUUGAGAUCAUACUCAGAAUCCAGACGAUGGCAAUCACCACUAGACCAAGAGUUUGGCAUCAUCAAGAACAAGAAGAGAGGAAGAAUUCGGUUGGUAAAGAUCAGAACUUGGAACUGAUGAUGAACAAGGUGAGAUUGCUUGAAGAAGCUGUUGAGGAAGGGAGAUUAGCUCGAGCCUCUUUAGUGGUGGAAUUGGAGGAAGAAAGAGCAGCUUCGAGAUCAGCAGCUGAUGAAGCCAUGGCUAUGAUUCUGAGGCUACAAGCUGAUAAAGCUUCGCUUGAAAUGGAAGGGAAGCAAUACGAGAGAAUGAUUGAGGAGAAGUUUGCUUAUGAUGAGGAAGAGAUGAAUGUUCUCAAGGAGAUUCUUUUCAAAAGGGAGCGAGAGAAGCAUUUUCUUGAGAAGGAACUUGAGACUUACAAGCACAUUGAUGAUGAUGAUGAUGGUGAUGAUCUUGAGAUGGAAGAUAGAGAACCGAUUGUGCAUGAUGUUCAUGUCAUUGAGGAUGACAAUAAUACUAAGAUGGAGGAUGAUGAUGAUGCAGCGGAUAAAGAGAGGGAAAGUGGUGAUCAGUUUCAGAUGAAGCAAAUGGAAGAUAUAGGAAAGGAUCAUGAUAAUUCAUCAGUAUCAUCACCUUCUUCAGCUUCUCUACAUCUCUCAUAA
Messenger RNA from Microthlaspi erraticum, 867 nucleotides. NCBI's taxonomy places the organism in Eukaryota, Viridiplantae, Streptophyta, Magnoliopsida, Brassicales, Brassicaceae. The record is from the annotation of a GenBank genome assembly.